GUGACCUAGCUACUUUCCUAUAGAAGAUUUUAACGUCCUUGACUUAUGCCUCUCGACGGACACAGCUAUUUGACAUCGUACGGAUGGUCAGGCAAAGGCACGGGCCUUCGCACAGGCGCCAUCGACAGGCCACUUGCUAUUCCCAAAAAACGAAAUCUCGCCGGUGUAGGCAAGGAUCGUGACGAGGCAUUCCCCUUCUGGGACCACCUAUAUUCAGCUGCCACAAAAGCCAUCACCAUCAAGAUAGCAGAUGACGACGACGACGACGAUCAAAAUGAGGAUUCAUCAGGUUCCACGACCUUUCAACUAAAACGAACCACAACAGGCAUCAUUUCGAAUAGAAGGCCGUUGUCGGGCACCCCUGCAUCCGGAAUCUCUACACCAGACUCAGACACCUACCCACGCACCUCUGUAAUAACCAUUGCGAAACGCGAGGCUGCAAGAAAGGGUUUAUACUCUAGAUUUUUCCGUGGGCCAACAUUAGCCCCUGAUGUUCCCAGCAAUUUGUCAUCAUCCCCUCCAUCCCCCCUGCAUUCUGCCGACUUAAUUCCCGAAAGGGAGCUCACUCCUCAAACUGAGGUUCCUAGCAGGAAGCAAAAUACCAAACGGAAAUCUUCAGAGCUGCUCGAGACUCGGGAGCAACGGAAAGAAAGAAAAAGAUUGAAACGGGAGAAAAAGGAGAAGAGAGAAGCAAAAGCUAAGACGAAGGACGAGCGUCGGGUGCGGAAGGAAGCCAAGAGGGCUAUAAAAACAUUGGAGGCAAAUUCUCCUGGUAUUGCAGAAUGUGGAAAACCACCUGGAAAUGUGGUCUUUACGAGCCUUGAUCAGCCUCGAUCACUGGGACAAUGUGAGAGGUCCGUAGAUGCUUCUCCUCAGGUUGACGACCCUGCGGUCAAGGACAACAUAGAUACAAAGAAGACCAAGAAGAAGAAAAGGGAAAAGAAAGGUCCUUAAUUUUGGCAUUUCGUUCUGUCACCACCGUAGGUUUACGCCAUUGCAUUGACAUCCGGGUAUUUCUCGUAAACAUAUCAUACACU
This is a messenger RNA of Suillus bovinus, 1037 nucleotides long. RefSeq lists its product as uncharacterized. The transcript is spliced from 3 exons. The record is from RefSeq and is a predicted model, not a curated record. Bases 46 to 954 code for a protein of 302 amino acids. NCBI's taxonomy places the organism in Eukaryota, Fungi, Basidiomycota, Agaricomycetes, Boletales, Suillaceae.